Lodderomyces jiufengensis is the source of this 2697-nucleotide messenger RNA. RefSeq names its product MCM DNA helicase complex subunit (gene MCM3). The transcript has a single exon. Gene Ontology annotation, biological process: mitotic DNA replication initiation; double-strand break repair via break-induced replication; DNA replication. NCBI's taxonomy places the organism in Eukaryota, Fungi, Ascomycota, Pichiomycetes, Serinales, Debaryomycetaceae. Gene Ontology annotation, cellular component: MCM complex; nucleus. Gene Ontology annotation, molecular function: single-stranded DNA helicase activity; ATP binding; ATP hydrolysis activity. The coding region runs from base 1 to 2697 and encodes 898 amino acids. The record is from RefSeq and is a predicted model, not a curated record.
AUGGAUGAUACCAAUAAUACUCAAUUAGAUGAACAACAACCAUUAGAUGCUGUAUUUGGUGAUAGAGUUCGAAAAUUUCAAGAAUUUUUAGAUAGAAUUGAUUCAAACACUGGGAUUGAUUAUAGAUUACAAAUUAAAAAUUUAAUUAUAAAGAAUAAAAAUAGAUUAAAUGUUUCAAUUGAUCAAAUAAGAGACUAUGAUAGAGAAUUUUGGAAUGGAUUAUUAAAUCAACCUGCUGAUUAUUUACCUGCUUGUGAAAGAGCUUUAAGAGAUACUGUUUUAACCAUUUAUGAUCCUUCAGAUAGUACAUUCCCAUCAGAUUUUGAUUCAAAUCAACAAUAUUACCUAAGUUUUAAAGGAGCAUUUGGUAAUCAUUCAGUCACUCCAAGAACUAUAGAUUCAAAUUAUUUAUCCAAGAUGGUUUCUAUUGAAGGUAUUGUUACAAGAGCUUCAUUAGUACGUCCAAAAGUUAUAAGAUCAGUUCAUUAUGCGGAACAAACUGGUAGAUUUUAUGCAAGAGAAUAUAGAGAUCAAACUACUUCAUUUGAUGCAAUUUCAACACCUGCAAUAUAUCCAACUGAAGAUAUGGAAGGUAAUAAAUUAACAACAGAAUAUGGUUAUUCAACUUAUAGAGAUCAUCAAAAAAUAUCAGUACAAGAAAUGCCAGAAACUGCUCCAGCUGGUCAAUUACCAAAGUCGGUGGAUGUUAUAUUAGAUGAUGAUUUAGUUGAUUUAACGAAACCUGGUGAUCGUAUACAAAUUGUUGGUGUUUAUAGAGCUUUAGGUGGUGGUGCAAACAAUGGUUCUACUUUUAAAACUGUUAUUAUUGGUAAUUCGGUAUAUCCAUUACAUGCAAGAUCUACUGGAGUAUCUUCACAAGAGAAAAUUACUGAUCAAGAUAUUAGAAAUAUAAAUAAAAUAUCAAAAGAUAAAAAAAUAUUCGAUAUAUUAUCAAAUUCUUUAGCUCCUUCAAUUUAUGGAUUUGAUUAUAUUAAAAAAGCUGUUUUAUUAAUGAUGAUGGGUGGUGUUGAAAAAAAUUUAGAUAAUGGGUCCCAUUUAAGAGGUGAUAUAAAUAUUUUAAUGGUUGGUGAUCCAUCCACUGCCAAAUCUCAAAUUCUAAGAUUUGUUUUAAAUACCGCAUCAUUAGCUAUAGCUACGACUGGUAGAGGAUCUUCAGGUGUUGGUUUAACUGCUGCAGUUACCACCGACAAAGAGACUGGUGAAAGAAGAUUGGAAGCAGGUGCUAUGGUUUUAGCUGAUAGAGGUGUUGUUUGUAUUGAUGAAUUUGAUAAAAUGUCAGAUGCUGAUAGAGUUGCAAUUCAUGAAGUUAUGGAACAACAAACUGUAACUAUUGCAAAAGCUGGUAUUCAUACUUCAUUAAAUGCUCGUUGUUCAGUUAUUGCAGCUGCUAAUCCUGUUUUUGGUCAAUAUGAUGUUCAUAAAGAUCCACAUAAAAAUAUUGCAUUACCAGAUUCCUUAUUAUCACGUUUUGAUUUAUUAUUUGUUGUUACAGACGAUGUAAAUCCUACAAAAGAUAGAAUUAUUUCAGAACAUGUCUUGAGGAUGCAUAGAUUUAUUCCACCAGGAAUGGUUGAAGGUGAACCAAUAAGAGAAAAAUCUAGUGUUGUAUUGGCUGUUGGAGAUGAUGAAACCAAUGAACAAGAAUUAUUAGAACAACCAAUAUUUGAAAAAUUCAAUGCAUUAUUACAUGCUGGUGUAGCAGCUUCUUCUGGUUCAAGAAAAACUCCAACUAUUUUAUCAAUCCCAUUUUUGAAAAAAUACAUACAAUAUGCAAAACAAAGAAUAAAACCAGUAUUGACUAAAAGUGCAUCAGAUUAUAUUGUUACUACUUAUUCAAGUUUACGUAAUGAUUUAAUAGGGAGUAAUCAAAGAAAUACCGCUCCAAUAACUGCAAGAACUUUGGAAACAUUAAUUCGUUUAGCUUCUGCUCAUGCUAAAGUUAGAUUAUCCAAAACUGUUGAAGUUAAAGAUGCUAAAGUUGCUGAAGAAUUGUUGAGGUAUGCAUUAUUCAAGGAAAUUGGUAAACAUGCUAAGAAAAGAAGAAGAACUACAACUGAAAGAAAUAAUGAAGAAGUUCAGUCAAGAAGUAAUGCUACAGAAGAAGGUCAACCUAGAGAUAAUGUUGAAUCCGAAGAAGAAGUAUCUGAAACUGAAACGGAGGAAGAGGUAGAAAGAGAAGAAGUAUAUGUACCAAGAGUUACUACAAGAAGACAAAGAUUCCGUGAACAACAACAACAACAACAACAACAACAACAACAACACCAAAAUCAAGAAGACGUUUCAAUUGAAGAUCACUUACGUAAUACUCAUAUCUCAAAUGAAAAUGAAAAUGAAAGCACUGAAGGAGAAGAAGAAGAUGCAGUACCACCACAAUCACAAUCACAAUCAACAUCAAGACCACAACCAUUGGCACCAAUAUCAAAUUCAGUAUCAAACGCACAACAGUCAACAAUAAGUUCAGAACGAUAUAUACAAUUUUCAAGAAUAAUAUCCAAAGUAUUAAGAUCAGAUUUAUUUAGUGGAGAGUCAGCACCAUAUCAAUCAGUUAUUGAAGCAAUAAAUGAAGAUUUAGAUCAAGAAGAUCAAUUUAGUGAAUCCGAAUUACAAAUUGGAUUGAAAAGAAUGCAGGAGGAGAACAAUAUAUUUAUAGAGGGCCAAAAAAUAUGGAAAAUUUAA